AUGUCCAGCCAAACAUCUCCUGAGGACUUUGUCUCAGAGCUGCAGCAGCUGAAGCAGCAGCUCAGAGCCACACAACUAAAGUUACAGCAGGAGGCCAACGACUUUGGAGAGAUGCGGAUCCUCUUCAACUCUGCUGUGUCUGACAAGGUCACUCUGAGGCAAGAGCUCACCUCUGCUGAGAAGACCAUCGUAAGACAGAAGAAGAGACUGGAGGAGCAGGACGCUGUGAUAUGUGAUCUGCAGCUGAAGACGAGUGACCACAACUGUGGACGAGCCUGCAGCAGGAGCCGCUCUAAAGCAGCUUCCAUCCAGACAACAGCCCAAGAGAAGGAGCUCAACGAGAUGAAGGAGAUGACUUCACAGGAGGAGGUCUUCUGCCUCAUCAUAGAGAAAGAGCGCAUUCUGAAAGCUCUGGGGAGGCCUGAGGAGCAGCAUGGACACAGGCCACAGAGACCAGCAGGAGUAGGGGACCAGAGGGGAGCGUCCAGGCGCUGUCAACACUAA
This is a messenger RNA of Knipowitschia caucasica, 504 nucleotides long. The record is from the annotation of a GenBank genome assembly. NCBI's taxonomy places the organism in Eukaryota, Metazoa, Chordata, Actinopteri, Gobiiformes, Gobiidae.